CACCACGAGUUUGCCCCUGUCAUGUGUACCAUUCUGGGCAAGCAGCUGGGCAGAGCUUGAGGCUCGCAGGUCGUGGGCGGGCCGAUGCCGCGAGCGAAGAGGAAGAGCAGAGCGCCCCUGGCCUCGGCGCCCCAGGGCCGUGCCCAAGGCCGCCUGCGGGGCCUGCCGUCACCCGCGCUGUGCUGCGCCUGUGGUCUGUGCGUGCUGCUGGCCGGCCUGAACGUGACCCUGGUGGGAGCUUUCGCCGCCUUCCUGCCUGGGCACAACGUGCCGCUGGUGGUGGGGCCCGCGCUGCUCGUGCUGGCUCUCGGCUUCUUUGCUGCCUGCUGCGUGUGCAGCCGCCGGGGCCCCGCGCCCCGCACGCACUCCCCAGCCACCGCGGACCAAGGCGGCGGGCGUCCGGGGACAGUGGCCCUGGAGAUGGAGAGCAGCGAGCGCACGGCGCAGGACACGACGGCUGUGCAGCUCAGUCCAGCCGUCUCCGCCGCCGCCUCCUCCUCCGGCCGCUCCAGCCCCAGCCCCGGGCUCUUCGCCCUGGACCCUCCUGCACCUGCAACCACGGUCGGCUACUUGCCACGCACCGAAGGGACCCAACUCGACUUCCCCCAGGACCCGGCUGCCUCCUAGCGGGCCAGGAGAUGGGGGAGGGGGAAUAAGGCCAAGGACUGCGCACAAGUGGCCUCAUCUAGAACUUCCAAAAGGGAAGGCUGGGAAUUGGCUCUCACACCCCAAAGGGAGCGGAGCUUUGACCUCUUAGGUGGAGUCUCUGAGCUCUGCUUCGUCCUCCCCUCCUCCUCUUCACAUUGAUGAAACUAGACCCCGGAUCUGGAAACCUGCCCCUCCCCAUGGCAUUUAGGCACCAUGGAGAAAGCCUCAUCCAAUCUAGAGGAUCUAGUCAGGUCCUCGGGCUGGAGAGAGAGAUGAAGGUCGAGCUAGCUUUCUCAGGCCCUGUGCGCUGUGAUAGGCCACAGCCCUCCCGCCCAUUCUCCUUGUCUCUACCCCAGCAUGCCCCGUAGGUUUAACUGGGGAACAAAGGUUCUGACUUCAAGAUGGUCCCUGGGAUAAGCUGGAUGGAGCAUGCCGGUCCUUUUUGUCUGGCAAAGGUCAGGGGGGCUGAGGCUGGGGUCCUCAGAGGUGAGGAGGCUUUUCAAUCCUGAAGGUCCCCUGUGUGAUUUUUCACUGCCAGCAACACCCACCACCGUGACUGUGUCACACUGUGCAUUCCGGCCUUGUCUCACUCCUCAAUAAAACCCCUGUGAGUCAGCACUCUGAGGCAUGCAUGUGGGGGAGGGGCCGCCUGGGGGCCUCUGAUGAACACCUGGACCCUGCAUGGCAGCCUCUAGCUAAACAUUUCAGUAUCCUGGCGCCAGCCCUCCUUGGAGAUCUAGAAGGGGAUCCCAGGGGAGAGGAGCGUGUGACUGAGCAAGAUGGCCUCUUAGACUCUGUGUGUCUGGGAAUGUCCACGGGAGAAACGGUGCCAGGUGUGCAGCUGGGGUAGGAGCGACCAUGAGUGAGCUUCCUUGGCACCUAUAAAAGACAAGCGUUUAGAUGACUACUGACAUCACGUAUGUGUGGGCAAGCAAGAAGGGUAGCAGGUGAAAGUGUGGCCACACAGCACGGACGGACGGAAAGGAGCUCCAAGGGCCAUGCAAAGCCCAUGCGUUCUUCAGGGCUAGCUGGGCUAGUUUGGGCCCAGCCUGUGAUCAGACCAGCUGAAUGACGGCUACUGAUGUCGAUGUGAAGAGUGCCUUGCCAAGAAGGCCCAGGGAGCAGAAGACUGAGGGAAAGCUCUUUGACUCUGAGCCAUCCUCUCCUGAACUGACUGACGGUGGCCCAUGCUGGCCCACCAACCCUCGGCAGUGGUAGCGCCUUGCCCGUCACUCUGGGCUUACCAGCCCUCCUUCCUCUUUCC
This is a messenger RNA of Meriones unguiculatus (Mongolian gerbil), 1912 nucleotides long. It is a transcript of the gene Tmem275, whose product is annotated as transmembrane protein 275. The coding region runs from base 85 to 627 and encodes 180 amino acids. Lineage: Eukaryota; Metazoa; Chordata; Mammalia; Rodentia; Muridae. The transcript has a single exon. The record is from RefSeq and is a predicted model, not a curated record.